AUGGGCAACAAGAUAUCUGCGGUCAGUGGUGUCAAAUCUCCCAACUUCUACGAACCAGGAAACGCAGUCAACGAAAUCUGGGUUGGCAACCUCGAAAUAAUCUCUCGACUUCCCUUUGGAGACUCAGACAUGGCACAGGCUGGCUGGCCGAAGAACGACUAUCCCAAGUUUCCGUGGCGGCCGUUCGUUAUCCCUCUCUUCGCCAUGUUCAGCAACGGUGUUGCAGCUGCAGAGACAGCAACGCAGGCGACAAGACCUUCAAAUAUGUCCCGACGUUCAACACCAGCAAAUAUUUCAGUCGAUAUUGGCGCCCAUUGUUUCCUGGUUGCUAUGAUCAUCUAUGCCGUGGCCAUGAUUCUAUGUGCUUGCGUUCCCAAGAUUUACAACUAUUAUUACAAAGUGAACAAAAGCACAUGGACCAUGUAUAGCGUCACUCUUUUUAGCAUCAUCAGCAAAGCUACUAUCACAAUCUUCUACACGCCCCAGGUGGAUGCGCUCUUAAGUGGGGCAUUGCAUAGCGCAGAACAGCUCAAUCCGUCGGCGCAUGUUGUCUGUUCCCUAGUUGUGAUUCAGUACCUAGCUGUGGCAUUCGCAACUUUAACUUACUGCAUCGACCUUUACCAAUAUCGACGUCACCACUACCGUGAAUGCACUGAGAGAUUGAUCUAUGGGGACGAAGAAUAUCUGGAGACAAAGGGGGUUCAGACAGAACGAGAGCGGAAAUCUCGCAUACAAGGAUUUGGACCCGUGCUCUAUUUGAACGGUCUCCAGUUCCUCUGUGAUACUAUAACGACAGGGGCGAUUAUUGUGCUGAUACUCUGGUCUGGUUGA
Messenger RNA from Microsporum canis CBS 113480, 831 nucleotides. RefSeq lists its product as hypothetical. The transcript has 2 exons. The record is from RefSeq and is a predicted model, not a curated record. The coding region runs from base 1 to 831 and encodes 276 amino acids. NCBI's taxonomy places the organism in Eukaryota, Fungi, Ascomycota, Eurotiomycetes, Onygenales, Arthrodermataceae.